Molecule: messenger RNA, 1398 nt
Organism: Penicillium nucicola
Lineage: Eukaryota; Fungi; Ascomycota; Eurotiomycetes; Eurotiales; Aspergillaceae
Exons: 3
Coding region: 1-1398 (465 amino acids)
Source: RefSeq, a predicted model, not a curated record
AUGACUUCAAGACCCCCAACAGAAAAUAGGCACUCGUGGUUCGAGCAUAUCACGGUUGCGGGAGAAACUAACGUCGACAUUGUUGCUGUCCCGCCAAUUGGCGCAUAUCAUAGGAAGACAUGGACAGCACAUGGUGCCAAAUCGUCUUGGUUAGACACGGAGCUGUUGCAACAUCUUCCUCGCGCCCGAGUCCUUUUCUACAACUAUGGCGAACUAAAUGAACACGACAAGAUCGACUCUCUAGGUCAACGCCUGCUGAACCAACUUCUGAGUGAGCGCAGACAUAGUAGUCCUCGGCGCCCAAUAUUUUUCAUCUGUCACAGCACCGGCGGCCUCGUCGUGAAAGCAGCCCUGGCUCUGGCAUCACGGGCCGAGCCGACUUCCCUGCUUACGAGCUGCCACGGCAUCGCCUUCUUUGCAACACCGCAUCAGGGAUCAACCUAUCUGUCUGCUGAUGAGUAUGCAGCAAGCAUCCGCCAUGUCUUACAUCUGGAACACGAAAGCCCCCAGGCUCUGAGGGAACAGUUUCGGCCGCGACAGGAACGACUAUGGCAUCUUUCUAACCAGUUUAAGACCCUCUCCGCUGACAUGAAGAUUUGGUCUUUCCUUGAGACGAUUGACUCGACAAUGCAUGUUAUUGACGCAGAGACAAACAGCAUUUUGGAGUUUCAUGUUCCCAUUACCUCGAUUCGGUCGGGAAUACUAGACAUCGAGCAUGAGAAAGAAGUACCCAUGGCAACAAACCAUGCAGGGACAGCAACUUUCCAUGGUCAAGAUUCAACCCGGGACAUAUUCUUGACCGAGCUCAAUGAAGCAGUCACCGUUGCAGUGAGAAUAUCAAAAGAAGACGAUACACCCUUGGGCGUUGAAAAGAAAGUAAUGGUCCAAAUCAACGGUUUCUUCGAGGACACCGCGCUGGGCGUCAGCGAGGAAAGUCCACUGAAGCUGUGGUCAACUAAAGUCUCAUUAGAGGACUACCUCGCUCGGGGACCAUCAGCAUGUCUCAGGGAAAGACUAGGUCGAGUCCAGCCCAGCGGCUUGGAUGAUUCCUCCAUCAGCAGUUUUGACAGCCCACGCUCCUCCUAUAUUUCUCCGGCGUCAGAUCAAACUGAGCAUCAUGAGCAUCAUGAAGGAUCACGUCCACUGCGCCCUCCUCUUCCGUAUAGUCAAAGUUUUGAAGAUGCUGCCCAUCCUUCGCCCCGGAUUCAUAUCACUGAAGCGGCCAUGGAUGGUUAUUUUGAUAGCCCACCUGCUGAAAGUCCACCGCCAAAUCGAAAACAAAAGAAUCCGAUCACGAAGGCCUUAGGUCUUAUUCCACUGAGGUCGCGUUCUCAUUCGCAUCGGCGGAGUGCCUCAGAUAGUAGUUCUCAAGGGCACAGUUCACGGCCUGCCUCGUAA